This is a messenger RNA of Gadus morhua (Atlantic cod), 2354 nucleotides long. Its product is annotated as granzyme A. Gene Ontology annotation, molecular function: serine-type endopeptidase activity. Bases 483 to 1718 code for a protein of 411 amino acids. Lineage: Eukaryota; Metazoa; Chordata; Actinopteri; Gadiformes; Gadidae. The transcript is spliced from 8 exons. The record is from RefSeq and is a predicted model, not a curated record. Gene Ontology annotation, biological process: proteolysis.
UGUCUUUGUGGAAAUCUGAAAUGACAAUUGUGGAUAGGAGGAAUGCAGUUGCGGGUAUCCGAAAUGUGAGUUUUGACUAGGCGAAACAGAAUUGCAGAUAUCUGCAACACAUAUCCAGUCUAGCGAAUUGAUGUCAAAUCGGCUUGCCAUACUCAGGGAGAGAUCUCCUGCAAGGGAACAUGGAGCACCAGCGCCAUGCAUCAUUAUCUGCAAACUGUACAAUGAACAAAAACUGAAUGACUGUCUUUCAACCCCACAGCCUUGGGUUUGGAGGAGCCCAGUAAAAGUCACCUAGGUGGAGUGUAGCAUUGACAUAGAUCUUGUGAUUCUGUAUAAAAUGAUACUUGCAGGCGCAUGCAUGGGCACAUCAAGGAUGUUUAUCUCUCUGUGGUUGACCAACAUCCUUCGAUCUGACCAUAUAAGCAACUCAUUCUGGAUCUUGUGUUUCAGUGCCGCCUUUAUUUUAGCAUCAGAAACAAGCUAUGGCGCGUUCAUUGCUAGCUCUUGCUAAAACCUUGUGUUUCAUCCUCCAUGUCCAGUCAUGUACUUGUGGCGAGGCUGAGAUCAUCGGAGGAAAGAAGGUGAAGGCUCAUUCUCUGCCCCACAUGGCUCUCCUGUAUAACAGCAAAGGAGAUCCUGUCUGCGGAGGGACCCUCCUCUCUCCCACAUGGGUGCUGACCGCGGCCCACUGUAUCCAGUCUAUGAUAUGUACGGUGCGUCUUGGGGUGGACACCGUUAAUAACAGCAAGACGGAUGGAUUUGUUCAGGCCCGGAAGGUUGCAAGGCAAUACCAACAUCCUUGCUAUAACGCUGACACUAAAAUCCACGAUCUCUGGCUGCUUAAGCUCAGCCAAGCGGUGGAAGAGACCAUGGCCCUAAAGUAUUUGCCAUUGGCAAAUACAAUCCCAGACCCCAAGGAAGGUACCAUCUGUAUGGUGGCUGGUUGGGGGGUCGUCAACGUUCAUAUUAAAGCCAUGUCAGAUGAUCUGAUGUCCGCCGAUGUCACUGUUAUCAAAAGGGAAACGUGCAACUUAACCAAAUAUAACAAUACCAAGUAUACCAUCACUUCUGACAUGGUAUGUGCCGGAACUGUAGACGAGAAUCAGGACGUUCGGGAUACUUGUCAGGGAGACUCUGGAGGACCUCUGAUGUGCAACGGUGUGCAAGUAGGAAUCACAUCCUUUGGCAUCGGCUGUGCCAAUAGGACCAAACCAGGAGUGUAUGCUUUCCUUACCAAACAACACAUUGACUGGAUAAAUGAGAAAAUGAAGAACGAGAGUUAUUCUGAGGAAUGUGCAACUCAAUGUACUUGUGGCGAGGCUGAGAUCCUCGGAGGGGAGAAGGUGAAGGCUCAUUCUCUGCCCUACAUGGCUCUCCUGUAUGGAAAAAGCGUAGAAAAUCCUGUCUGCGGAGGUACCCUCCUCUCUUCCACAUGGGUGCUGUCCGCGGCCCACUGUAUCCAGUACACCAUCACUUCUGACUUGCUAUGUGCCGGAACUGUAGACGAGAAUCAGGAAGUUCGGGAUACUUGUUGGACAGAAGCUGGAAAUCCUCUGAUAUGCAACGGUGUGCAAGUAGGAAUCACUUCCUUUAGCAUGGGCUGUGCCAAUAGCGCCAAACCAGGAGUGUAUACUUUCCUUUCAAAACAAUACAUUGACUGGAUAAAUAAAAUAAUGCAGAAACAAGAGUUCUAUGAGAGGAGAGGAACAUGCAACUGAAUGAUGUCAAAAUGAUGUUCAAAUAAUUGUUUCGAUAUACGAGAUAAUGAUGAUUAUUGGAUGAAAUCUGUGCAACACUCAUCCCUCUGAGAAGAAUGUAUUUUUAUGUGCUGUUAUAAGUAAAAUCAAUCAGGUAGUAAUAGUUAUGCUUUAGCAAUAUCUAUGUAUGUAAGUCAUAAUAUUUAGGGGUAAUUAUUCAUUUUUACUUGCUGCAAGGUUAACAUAGAUUGAUAAGGAGUUCUAAACUCAUAACAGCCAGGCCUUAGAAGGCCCAUCUGCUCUAGCAAUGUGUGAAAGGCUACUUCAAGACAAAGAGGGUGAGGUGACGUAUGGCGUACAAGGCCGAAUAACAACUUACAAGGCCGAAUAAAAACUUGCAAAGGCUGAAUAACGACUUUUUACAAGGGAGGGUUCCAGUUGCAAAGCAGAUGGAAGGAGACCCCAAAGGAGGAGUAGCCAACAGUAUAGUGUGUUUGUGAUGUGUGGAGCUCAGAGCUGACGGGGAGGCCGUCGGGCAGCUGACUCUCACGGACGGAGGGACUGCCGCGCCCAAAACGUUUUGUCUCUGUUCUGCAGAACAUAUUGAUGUUUGUGUAAGCUUUGCAACGACAUGGAAUAAAUUAUCUUAAAUUCUGU